AUGUAAAAUAUAGUUUCACUCCUUUCAUAUGUAAAGCUAGAAGAAGAGUUUGGGGAUCUCACGGUCCGAUGAGACUCCAGGAAAGCUUGUGUUGUGCUCCGAUUUGAGAUUUGGCGCCACAGUACACGCUAGAGGAUAUUUUUUCUGUCAUUUAAGCAUUAGGAGGCGGGCAUGUGACUCACUAGCCAAUAAGAAAAGUUGCUUGGCUGCCUAAGCCGUCCAAUGAGGCUUUCAAAUGUUGGGAGAGGGCGGGUCCAGCAGCAGGGAUGCCACUUCCCGUCCAGCCAUUUUAGGCGUUUGUGUCUUCUCUGGAGAGAGCCCCGCAGGUUGUCCCCCAGUGUUUGUGUCUCAUCCACUGAUCACAGGAGCCGCUGGAGAACACCAGGGCACCCGGUGACCGAAAAUGGAGUCAGUAACCUUUGAGGAUGUGGCUGUAAACUUCUCCCUAGAGGAGUGGGCUAUGCUGAAUCCAUCCCAGAAGAACCUCUACAAAGAUGUGAUGCAGGAAACCUUGAGGAACCUGGCCUCUAUAGGAAACAGUUUAGAGCACCAUAUCAUUGAAAAUAUAUACCGAAAUUCCUGGAGAAAACUAAGUGGUCAAGUGGUGGAGGGACUCUAUGACUUCAAAGAUGAUCAUCAGUGUGCAGAAAUCUUUGACUUCACUACUCAGAGCAUUGUAAACCAGAACCCCUUUCCAGGAGUACAUAUAUGUGAAAACAGUGGAUGUGCAAGAGUAGUCAUUGGCCAUUUGUCUCUAAGUGUGCUCCUUAAACCCGACACAGAGCAUGAGUCAUAUGAAGAUCAGGAGUAUGGAAAGGAAUUGUACAACAGUAUGGAGUUUGGGGCCACCUCCAGUUCUCUCCCAUCGUUUGAGAACUAUGAAAGUACUUACACUCUAGAGAGACUGUAUAAAAAUGAGAAUUGUGAUGAAGACUAUAGAUUUGGUCAAAAUCUUCAAAAGACUUUGACUGAAGAAAAGCCCUUUGAAUGUAAGCAAUGUGGGAAAGCUUUCAGUUCUUCAAGGUACUAUCGAAGGCAUGAGCGACGCCAUCGGGCAAAGAAAUCCUAUAUAUGUAAGCAGUGUGGGAAAGCUUUUGCUUUUCCCACUUACUUACAAACACAUGAAAGAAUUCACACUGGGGAGAAGCCCUAUGUGUGCGUGCAGUGUGGGAAAACCUUUGCUCAUUCUCGUUCCCUUAAAACACAUAAAAGAACUCACUCUGUUAGGGACCUCUUUGUGUGCAAUUACUGUGGGAAAACCUUACGUCAUUAUAGUUCUCUUCAAAUUCAUACAAGAAUUCACACAGGAGAGAAACCUUAUGUAUGUAAACCAUGUGGCAAAGCCUUCAUUACUUAUCGUUCCUUUCGAAUACAUGAAAGAAUUCACACUGGAGAAACACCUUAUGAAUGUAAGCAGUGUGGAAACACCUUCAUGCGUUGGAUUCAAUUACGAAAACAUGAAAUAAUUCACAGUGGUGUGAAACCCUAUGCUUGUAAGCUAUGUGGGAAAAGCUUUACUUGUUCUGGUUCCCUGAGAACACAUGAAAGAAUUCACACUGGGGAGAGGCCUUAUGUGUGUGACCAGUGUGGGUAUAGCUUUACUCGAUUGAACUCGCUUUUAAGACAUAAAAUAACCCAUACUGGCGAGAAGCCCUAUGUGUGUAAUCAUUGUGGGAAAACUUUUCCUCGUUCUGCUUCUCUUCAAAGACAUGUAAAAAUUCACACUGAGGAGAAACCCUAUGUAUGCAAGCAGUGUGGGGUUGCCUUUGUUACUUCUACUGAACUUCUAGAACAUGAACAAACACACAUUGAUGAAAAACCUUAUGUAUGUGAGCAAUGUGGGAAUGCCUUCGUGCUUUGGAGUCAGUUUCAAAAACAUAAAGCACUUCACAGUGUCCCCGUUUCCUAUAUUUGUAAGCAGUGUGGGAAAAGCUUCACUUCUUCCAGGUCACUGAAAACCCAUGAAAGAAUUCACACUGGCGAGAAGCCCUAUGAGUGUAAGCAGUGUGGGAAAACUUUCCUUUGGUCUUACUCCCUUCAAAGACAUGAAAAAACUCACGGUGAUGGGAAGCCCCAUGUGUGCAAACAGUGUGGGGAAGCUUUCACGUAUUACAGUCAUCUUCAGGUGCAUGAAAAAAUACACAUUGAUGAUGAACCCUAUAAUUGUAAAUACUGUGGGAAACCCUUCUUCACUCUGAACCAUUUACAUAGACAUGAAUUACUUCACACUACCAUGGAUUCCAGUAUUUUUUAAUAAUGAAUUAGAGAAAAAAAAUUUUUUUGGCUUGGUAGCUUUCAAAGACAUAAGCAAAAUCACACUUGGGGGGAAAACCUGGAUUUGUGCUAGCAAAGUGGAAGAACCUUUUGCAUUGUUUCAUUGAAACAAACAUGAAGCGCCACAAUGGAAAGAAACAUUUUUUUUUU
This is a messenger RNA of Peromyscus eremicus (cactus mouse), 2424 nucleotides long. RefSeq names its product zinc finger protein 136-like. NCBI's taxonomy places the organism in Eukaryota, Metazoa, Chordata, Mammalia, Rodentia, Cricetidae. Gene Ontology annotation, biological process: negative regulation of transcription by RNA polymerase II. The record is from RefSeq and is a predicted model, not a curated record. The coding region runs from base 404 to 2254 and encodes 616 amino acids. Gene Ontology annotation, molecular function: DNA-binding transcription repressor activity, RNA polymerase II-specific. The transcript has 4 exons.